Molecule: messenger RNA, 27316 nt
Organism: Pelobates cultripes (western spadefoot toad)
Lineage: Eukaryota; Metazoa; Chordata; Amphibia; Anura; Pelobatidae
Source: the annotation of a GenBank genome assembly
GCCAUUAAGGGGUUAACGGUCUCUGUCAGAAUGUGUUACAUUUGGCUCAGCCAUUAAGGGGUUAACGGUCUUUGUCACAAUGUGUUACAUUUGGCUCAGCCAUUAAGGGGUUAACGGUCUCUGUCGCAAUGUGUUACAUUUGGCUCAGCCAUUAAGGGGUUAACGGUCUCUGUCGCAAUGUGUUACAUUUGGCUCAGCCAUUAAGGGGUUAACGGUCUGUUAGAAUGUGUUACAUUUGGCUCAGCCAUUAAGGGGUUAACGGUCUCUGUCGCAAUGUGUUACAUUUGGCUCAGCCAUUAAGGGGUUAACGGUGUCUGUCGCAAUGUGUUAGAUUCGGCUCAGCCAUUAAGGGGUUAACGGUCUCUGUUAGAAUGUGUUACAUUUGGCUCAGCCAUUAAGGGGUUAACGGUCUCUGUUAGAAUGUGUUACAUUUGGCUCAGCCAUUAAGGGGUUAACGGUCUCUGUUAGAAUGUGUCCGCUGUUUACUGAAUGCCUUCUCUGGAUCUGUCACUCAGGGCUUCACGCAUUGAAUCUCGGGAUUUGUAGUCCAGCGUGCAGGGACUGAACUACCCUCUCCACGCAGAGUUGGCCUGUUCCUCUCCCACACUUCGCCUCUCUAUGGUUACUGUGACCGCUCUGGCCCUCGGUUAUCCCUCUCUAUGGUUUCGGAGACGCUCUGUCCGCUCGCUUCCCGUCUCGCUGGUUCCCGUAUUUCCGGUCUCUGGUACUCGGCCUGUUGCUGUCUGUGUUCGCGCCUGUCGCCCUCUGGAUUAUCGCGACAGGGAACUCGGCGAGCGGCACGAUGUCCUAUAACUACGUAGUGACCGCUCAGAAACCCACGGCCGUCAAUGCCUGCGUGACAGGUAUCGCAACUAUCACAACUAUCGCGAUAUCGUCCGCCCAGCGACAGAGAAUACAAUAUCACAGAAUAUAGAAUGUGCCCAGACACAGGAGAGAGAGAGAGAGAGCACAGAAUAUAGAAUGUGCCCAGACACAGGAGAGAGAGAGAGAGAGAGCACAGAAUAUAGAAUGUACUUGACACAGGAGAGAGAGAAGCACAGAAUAUAGAAUGUGCCCAACACAGGAGAGAGAGAGAGCACAGAAUAUAGAAUGUGCCCAGACACAGGAGAGAGAGAGAGCACAAGUAAGUGUGCCCAGACACAGGAAGAGAGAGAAGCACAGAAUAUAGAAUGUGCCCAGACACAGGAGAGAGAGAGAGAGCACAGAAUAUAGAAUGUGCCCAGACACAGGAGAGAGAGAGAGAGAGAGAGAGCACAGAAUAUAGAAUGUGCCCAGACACAGGAGAGAGAGAGAGAGCACAGAAUAUAGAAUGUGCCCAGACACAGGAGAGAGAGAGAGAGAGCACAGAAUAUAGAAUGUGCCCAGACACAGGAGAGAGGCAUAGAAUGUGCCCAGAGACAGGAGAGAGCACAGAAUAUAGAAUGUGCCCAGACACAGGAGAGAGCACAGAAUAUAGAAUGUGCCUUAUAAUUCAACUCUUUUGGGGUGUGUGUGUAGAUGUGACAAAAGCAUCUUCGUCACAUCUACACAGUCACUGGUGUUUGGAGCGGACUGCUUGCCAACCUCUUGCCCCAGGACUAUGGCCCAUGUAUUAGACUGGGAUACAGACUGGAGAAAGGGCUUUUGUUCGUGUCUUUUUCCCCCAGUUCAGUCAGGGACAGACAAAUGCAUUGUGCCUAUGGUGUUCGUUUAUACGAACAGCCGGACCACACACAAGUGGAGUGUCCUCCCCCAUUUACCUCCCAGGUGCUGUGGUUAACUGCAGCUAAUUGACGAACGGCUGAGUGGUCGCCGUUCGUAUAGUCGAACACGUGGCGGCGGCCAUCUUGUUUAGUCGAACUCUUCUCUUUUUGAGAUUUGUGUGUGUGUGUGUGUGUGUGUAUAUAUAUAUAUAUAUAUAUAUAUAUAUAUAUAUAAUAUACAUACAUAAUGUGUGUAUAUAUAAUAACUGCUGGCAGCCAGGCAGGCAUUGGUUAAUAAUAAUAAUGUAAUAUCUCCAUAUUAUGUAUAACUGUUGGCAGCCAGGAAGGGGUUAAUAUAUAUAUAUAUAUAUAUAUAUCUCUGACAAGGAGGCAGGGGUUAAUAUAAUAUAUAAUGUAAUAUCUCUAUAUAAUGUAUAACUGCUGGCAGCCAUGCAGACAGGGGUUAAUAUAAUGUAAUAUCUCUAUAUAGACUAAAAGCUCGUUUGAGCAGGGUCCUCUUCAACCUAUUGUUCCUGUAAGUUUUCUUGUAAUUGUCCUAUUUAUAGUUAAAUCCCUCCCUCUUAUAAUAUUGCAAAGCGCUACGGAAUCUGUUGGCGCUAUAUAAAUGGUAAUAAUAAUAUAUAAGGUAUAACUGCUGGCAGCGAGGCAGGCAGGGGUUAAUAUAUAUAUAAUGUAAUAUCUCUAUAUAAUGUACCUAGAGCUGUCAGCACAGAAAUAUAUAAAGUAUACAUGCAGGCAGGAAGGGGUUAAUAUAAUAUCUCUAAAUAAUGUAUAACUGGAGGCCGGUAGGGGUUAAUAUAUCUCUAUAAUGUAUAACUGGAGGCAGGCAGGGGUUAAUAUAAUAUAUAACUGCAGGUGCGGUUAAUAUAAAAUAUUUCUAUAUAAUAUAUAACUGCAGGCAAGAGUUAAUAUGAUAUCUCUAUACAAUGCAUAACUGGAGGCAGGAGUUAAUAUAAUAUACAUAUUUACAUCUUACCCCAACGUAAUAUAGGUGUGCAAUGUGUACAUUGGGUAAUAUUCUCUAUAUAGGUCAGUUCUUGCUUUGGAAGCAUGCAUGAUUAAAAGAGUCAUUUAUAACCUAUUGUUCAGUGCUGCAGAAUUUGUUGGCGCUUUAUUAAUAAUAAUAAUUAGACUGAUGGGUCUCUGCCAUUUUAUAUUUCCUUCAGCAACACGCACUCCAUUCAGGUCCAAAGUAGCUACUGGGGUCCAAAAACCAAACCUCUAUGCACCAAAAUAACUUUUGUAUAAAUCGUGUCCGUGCAGUCUCACUACUUAAUUCUCUGCCAUGAAGGAGUUUUAGAAGCAUCCCUAGCCAGUCCUCUCCUGCUUGAGACUCACAACAGCCAACGUAAAAACAAUCAUCAUCAGAGAGUGUUUAUUAGACGUGUGCAUAAAUCUUUCAGCGGUGUUGAACAUAUCAAAUGCCUAGCACACUAUGGACAAAGGAAUUGAUGGGAAAAUCUGCACUAAUCGAGGCGUUUGUCCGUAGAAUAACAAGCAGUUUGCACUAGAAUUUGGAAAGUUCUGCUCUUGGUGCUAUAAUGUGGGGUGAAUCCUAUUUUGGCUUCAGUUCCUCAGAUUUAGAAAUUUCUGCUCAUAACGGCGUGUGGUCGGCUGGCUGCCUGGCUAAAGGGAGAGCAUUUGCGAGUGGUCGGCCAGCCAGCUGAUUGAGAGCGUGGGGUGUGCGCACUGGGAGGAGGCUUCUGGAAGAUUGAGGCAGACGGGCAGGCACACGAGGGAGCCUUAACCUCCCUGCUCUGCUCCCACGUGCGUCCUCCAGUGAUGCCGACUGCUGGAGUAUGACGUCAUUCUGGCCCCGGCAUCACUAAACAGCGCUCUAUGGAGCAGAGCAAGGAGAUGCCUGAAGCCCAACUGGACCCCAGGGAAAGCCGAACCACUCCAGCUCCAUGUAGGGAGGCUUGGUGGUCACCUUAAUGUGUUGUUAUUGCAGUGAGUGAGUGAGUGUAUGUUUAGGUGACUGGUCCCCCUCCAAUCACAUGGGUAAGGGGUUUUUACUCACCCCCCCACCCCCCUGCUGUGCUGGCCUCUCUGCAGCUGGCCCUGCCUUCAUAAUUGCGAUCAUCAAUCUUGAUUAUCUCAGCCAAUCCAAUGCUUCCCCAUAGGAAGGGAGGCUAUUGAACAUGUGUGUCAAAACGCCACGCUGCGCCAGUCAGCAUCUCCUCAUAGAGAUGAAUUCAAUGAAUGCAUCUCUAUGGAGAACAUUCAUGGAGACACUAAACUUAGGUGCUGCAUACUGUGCAGCACUGACCCAGGAUGCACUCUGGAGGCCAUCUGAGUGACUUUCAUUAGAAGCGUUACUAGGCAACAAUGUAAAUACUGCCUUUUUCACUGAAAAGGCAGAGUUUACAUUGAAAAGUGUGGAGGGACAGGUUCUAGACACGAGAACAACUGCAUUAAGCUGUAUACCAUACAUUAAGCUGUAGUGGUUCUGGUGACUAUAGUGUCCCUUUAAGAAUUGUAUUUUUGACAUGGAAAAUCUGGCUCCUAGAUUCUAAGCAAAUUGUCAAGCCCUGCCCUAAUGGCUUUUUUUUUUAUUUUAUUUUUUUUAUAUGGAUGCAAGUUAUAGUCAUUGUAAGCUAUAUAUAGAGCAGUAAUAUGUUUAAAAUUAUAUGAGGAAGUAACAUAAUUACAGAAUACAGACCAGUUUCACAGAUGUUUAAUAAAUCUGUUCAAGGCACAAUAACCACUACAACCCAGAUAAGCUGUCAAACCAGUAUAAAAUGGAGGACGCUAAGGCGCUCCUGGUGCCAGUACAAUAGUGAGUUGUGAUUGUUAUGAUAUGUGGAGUGUUCCUUUAACCUCUAAGACCGGAGGGCGUACAAUUACGCCCUAUUUUAGGCGGCUCUAAACGCCGCCGGGCGUAAUUGUACGCCCUCCGGACUUUCUUUACUUACCCGGUCGCCGGUGGUCCCACGCCGGCGAUCGCGGUGGGGGGGACUCCCAGGGAGCCCCCCGCGGCACGUCCGACCCCCUGGCAGCCCUCCUGGCCAUGUGAGAGUGAGGUCCUUGCGAGGACCUCACAAUCACAUGGCUGGGUAGGCUGCCUGCUGCAUUGCCAGCCGGGGGACUGCCUGUAAUGACAGGUGGUCCCCCAUGCUGGCUGAAAAUAAAAAUAAAAUAAAUUAAGUGUAAAAAAUAAAUAUAUACUUAGAUCAAAUAUAUAGAUGUGUUAUUUCGUUCUAACUGUAUUGUGAUAUUAAUAUAUGAUAUCGCCAGUAAAAGUGCAGUUUUUUGCAUUUUUCAUGCACAAACAGCACUUACACGGACGAUAUUAUUGCUGUGAUACUUUUUGCUGUUUUGAAACACAAAUAUUUGUGUUCAGCGAAGUCUCCAGAGUACAACAGUACCCCUCAUGUACAGGUUUUAUGGUGUUUUCAAAAGUUACAGCGUCCAAUAUAAGGCUUGCGUUUCAUUUUUUUCACAUUAAAAUUCGCCAGAUUGGUUACGGUGCCUUUGAGACCCUAUGGUAGCCCAAGAAUGAAAAUUACCCCUAUGAUGGCAUACCGUUUGCAAUAGUAGACAACUCAAGGUAUUGCAAAUGGGGUAUGUCAAGUCUUUUUUAGUAGCCACUUAGUCACAAACACUGGCCAAGAUUGGCGUUUUUUUGCAUUUUUCACACAAAUAAAGACUAACGCUAACUUUGGCCAGUGUUUGUGACCAAAUGGCUACUAAAAAAGACUGGACAUACCCCAUUUGCAAUACCUUGGGUUGUCUACUAUUGCAAAUGGUAUGCCAUUAUGGGUGUAAAUUUCAUUCCUGGGCUACUAUAAAGUCCCAAAGGCAACGUAACCAAUCUGGCGAAUUUCAAUUUCAAAUGUAACAUGCUAUAUUUGACCAUGUAACUUCCCAAAACGCCAUAAAACCUGUACAUAGGGGGUACUGUUUUACAUGUGAGACUUUGCUGAAUAGAAAUAUGUGUAUUUUGUUGCAGUAAAAGCAAACAGUAUUAUGACAUUGACAGUUAAAAUGUCACGUAGAACUAAAAAAAUCGUAUUUUCGCCAAUUUUUUUCAUAUUAAAUAGUUUCAUAGCUAAAUAUUUGAUAUUAAAUGAAAGCCCUGUUUCCCCUGAAUAAAAUGAUAUAUAAUAACGGUGGGUGUAUUUACUAUGAAAGAGGUGAAUUAUGGUUGGACAGACAUGUAGCGCAAAUGUCAGGUUUUGUUUACAUUUUGUUUCGUUCACAACGUGUACAUUUGGCUCCGUCCUUAAGGGGUUAAGGAAGAAUUUGAUGAUCCAGUGUCCAAGAUGUUGUGGCUCUGUCACUGAAUCCACUGUAACUAUAUGUUAAUCAUUUAAAUCUGUCUAUAGUACAGGUCAAAGUUCAGCAAUCAGUCUACAGGCGGCAAGGAAAGUACAAGCUAGAAGCUUAUUUUGAUGCUGGCUUGAAAAUUAGAAAUAUCUAAAGAUCAGCCUGGCAAGUUACCUAAAGACCCUACGCAAUCCAUGCUGUUUAGGGAGUUUUCAAUAUUAAUAAUGGGUGCCACAACCCACCUCUCGAACAGCAUGCCUUCUAUAAUCAUACAGGUGUUAGAUACCACAUCAGCAUGGCUUGCACUUUAUACAGUGUACACAUAGAAAUGGAAGAAUGUGGCUUACCAGAUGUUUACUUUGUUAGAGAGUAAGCGGGGAGUAAAAUGAGAGCAAUUUGUCACCUAUCUGUAAUAGCCCCCCGAGUUGGCAUGCUUUUUCAAAAGAAUUAUAGAUUUUAAAAGCCUCUCCACUUAUAUCAUGAUUUAACACAUUUAGAUUGCCCUUUUAACACUUCAAAUACCCCCCUUUUUUUUGUUUACAAUAAAACCUAAGCUUCAUGUGGUCAUACACAUUUUCAAGUUGAAAUAAGAAAUUCUAAGUAUUAAUAAUGGGUCACUUUAAGCAACAUAGCCACUAAAGUUUAAUGUAAAUUCCUUUUGUAUUCUUGCCCAAAUGUAAGAGUACAAAUAUGAAGAGGCUCCUGGUAGGUGAUGCUGCCAACGGCUUAAGAGACCGAAAACAGCAGUAACAAGAAGGGAGAGAAUCACGAACCAUGCCAUCUUGGUUGAAAUCCUUCCAAAAAUACCAUUUAAAGAACCCCUGUAAGUGACACUAUCUCUUUAAACCCGUCAGGCCAUAAUAACAAGGGGUUUUAUUAACAUGGGCUUUUAUUUAUAUAGAGCCCCCCCAGCACACUGGAGCCACCAAAAACAUCAGUUAUUUGGAAAUGUUAAUUUUGUGCAAUCAAUGUAGAUGAAGACAAGGCAGUCCCUCUGCAUCAGGAAGAGCCACGUUUAUACCAAACUGGCCAUAAGCGGUUUGAUAUUAAACUGGGGAGUGACAAGGCACUCUGGGUAACUAAGCUAAUCCUGCUUGCUGUAUUGGUUAUGCUCUGUAUUGCGCCAUUCUAACAUACCUCUCUAUAUGUAGAGCAGGUUUGUGAAUGAUCUGUUACCUAUUAGAUGCCAUUAAAUUAUGCUGGUUUAAAAAACAUCUUUGCUUUGAUUUGGCUUUAGAACAGUCCAUGAUUUGCUCUAAGGCUUGCUGUCAAUGUCGUUUUCCAGAUUCCUUCCUACUAAAACAGGUUGAAGAAUUGUUUUGACCUUUGAGCAGAUCCUGAUAGCUUGCUUGUUGUAGAGGAAAGUGUACGUAACGUUUUCCCUUACCACUGAUUUUGUAGUUUGGAUAAAUACGGUUCUGCAUUUAUACAGUAUACAUACUCUGAGUAGGCAUACAGUGUUCUAACAGAAUAUGCCGGAGUUCUUAUUAGAGUGCUGCCUACACGCCUCACAUCAGUAGAGCAUACUGGGGUCAGUGGAUGAGAUGCUAUCACAUUCAGAAAAUCACAGUUUCUGUUUAGCCCCUUGUCCAGUGACAGUCGCAGCUUGUUUGAUAAUACACCGUACUUGGAACACGUGUACAUUAUUUGAUGAUAAGCAUAUCCUUGUUGAGUAGAUUUAAACUUACAUUGCAUGGCUUGUCCUGGGCCAAACAUGUGACGUGGACAAAUGUAGAAAAAUGGUCCAAUCACCGGAUAGAGGGGGUGGGAAAUAAAAAAUGAGAACUUGGAGAAACACUGUUUACUUGUUCUGAUACUCUAGUCUUAAAAGAUCCUAUUCCAAAAUUGAAUGCGCUGGCUAAAAUGCUAUUGGUCCUUGAGGAUUUGUGAGAAGUUUAAUUUCUUUUUCUUUAUUUUAUGUACAGUAAAGUUAUGGGAAUGUUUUUGGUUUUCUAAAUUAUUUUAUUUUUAGUUAUUACCGGGGCUAGUCAGAGGCUUAGUGAUAAGAUCAAGCUCAUAAUCCAGAAUAAGAAAGAUAUAACUAGUUUGGGAACAAUAACUAUAAGUAAACCUACUAAAAGUGAAGUGGGAUUCCAAUCCGGGGUCAUCCAGAUCAAAAUAGAGCCAAUCAUUGAGGGUCUGACUGCAGGUGUGGCAAUCGCAGAGCUAAAUUAGUAGCAUAGUAGUACUAGUACUGCUUCUCUAUUGAAAAACGUAAAGGCACCCAGAUCACUUCUUUUCAGUGAAGUUGUCUGGGUGCAGUACCCCUUUGAUUUUUGCCCUGCAAUGCAAAACAUUGCCGUUUUAGCAGAUAUGGCAAAGUUUUUAUGGCAGAGCUAAGCAGAUUGGUUGUGGUUGUCUUUCUGAUCUGUAGUGGGUUUGGUGCUUGGAGUGACAUUUUGAGGAACUGAUAUAAAGUAUGUACACAUAAUAGGAAACUGGGAAAGUACAGUGGAGCACACAUGUGGUGUUGGUAUUGGAGGCAGCCAGCAUUGGCGCCUAGUAAACCCUAGGUAAGAAGUCAAAUUGUUUAAAAAUCGUUUGUGCUGUAGUGGUUAUGGUGCCUGGAGUGUACAAAGCUGUAUUCCUUCCACUAUAGUGUCCCUCUGCCCUCUAAGCAAAUGACCUGAUACCUUAAUGCUGGCUCUGUCUCCUCCAACAUCAGAGCCAAGGGGGAACCUAAUUUGCAUGUGCAGCGAGUGACGUGUGCUUAUUAGGCCUUCGCUAUAGGCAAGCAUUGAAUCAAUGUAUUCCUCUGAAACUGCAGGAUUAGGGGGGCAGGGACAGUGCACCCAGACAACUCAAUGAGAUGAGGUGGUCUGGGUGCCUAUAGUGUCUCUUUAUUUGUACUGAUUUUACGUGAAAUUCUCUGGAUUUAUCUUUUUCUUCUGGUUUCUAUAUGUCUGUCAGGCUGUUAGUUUACUAAAUAAGAAAGAUUUAAUGCUUUGGUAGGUGUGUGCAAUUUUGAUUGGUUGUUGAUAUUUUACCUUGUUUCCCUGUUUACAACAGACAGUGCUUACAUCUUGUAUGUAUUGCUACACAUGUCUACAUGUAUAUGGGCAGCCUGGUUCAUUUUAUGUGCACUGUACUUCCUCCCACAGGACACUUCACAUCUGAAGAUGACUUAAAUCUUCUCAUUGCCAAGAACACACGGCUGGAAAUAUAUGUAGUAACCCCUGAGGGACUGCGACCUGUAAAAGAAGUUGGGAUGUAUGGGAAGAUUGCAGUCAUGGAGCUUUUUAGACCCAAGGUAAACAUUCUCUCUCUGCCCGUGCCAUCAUGAUAUGUCAGUAGUGGCUGUUGUUUUCAUUGAAGGCAGUUGGUGGUGUUUUGGGUUUCCUUCGUAAUAACGCUGCUGUUUGUAGGCAUCUCUUGUUAUAUGCUGUCUGAAUUGCGUAGUGUUGCAAAUACUUUGUGGCCAUAAAUGCAACCUGAAAACACACUCCAUUAUUAAAUAUAGUGGCCUGGGUGCAGUGGCUCUGCCGUUUUUAAAGGGAAACUCUAGUGCCGGGCACCCCACCCUCGGCACAAGCUCAGCUCCGCCCACACUCUCUGUAUGCUGCAAUGUUUAAAAUUAGUCUAGUGCUUUUUCACUGAUGUUUAUUGAAUUUGAAAUGGUAAUUUGUGGUCAUCAGUGGUAUUUAUUUUUCUUCAACAUUCAGGGAGAAAGCAAAGACCUGCUGUUUGUGCUGACAGCCAAAUAUAAUGCUUGUAUCUUGGAAUACAAACAGACUGGAGACAGUAUCGAUAUCAUCACCAGAGCACAUGGCAAUGUACAGGUACUGGGCCAGCAAUCUAUUGUUUCUCUAAUAGAGAAAGAGGUGGCAGUGGUUUUUGUUUUGUUUUCCAAUCUUAUGACUGCAGAAUGAACUGACAAUGACCAAUCCUGCCUCAAAAAUAGCCAUCAAAUCAGAAUGCAUAUCUCCUGAUGCAGACACUGGGGAGUUUAUUAUAAUAUAUUCAUAUUUGUGUUUCUCCAAUUUAUAUGCUAGGAUCGCAUUGGUCGCCCAUCUGAAACAGGCAUCAUUGGUAUUAUUGACCCAGACUGCCGCAUGAUCGGGCUGCGUCUUUAUGAUGGGCUGUUCAAAGUGAUUCCUCUGGAGAGAGAGAACAAAGAGCUGAAGGCCUUUAACAUCCGUUUGGAGGAGCUGCAUGUCAUUGAUGUUAAGUUCCUGUAUAGUUGCCAAGCUCCCACAAUCUGUUUUGUAUAUCAGGACCCCCAAGGACGCCAUGUUAAAACCUAUGAAGUCUCCCUGAGGGAAAAGGAGUUCAGUAAAGGGCCUUGGAAACAAGAAAACGUGGAGGCUGAAGCAUCUAUGGUGAUUGCAGGUAUAUUCACAUUCUGCCUGUGCAAACAAUUACUGUGAAUGAAUCUAUGUUUGCAUGUGAAUGAAUGUAAAAUCAGGACUUACAAUUUCGAGUCUUAUGAUACUAGCCAGGCUUCAAAAGUUACUCACCAUGGAAAGCCAAGAGGAUCUUGGGGUGAAAUGCAUUGGCAAAUGGCGAGUGUAACUUUUGAGCCCUGUGGAUAUUUUUAUUGUUUGAGUUUAUAUAGGGCCCAGAUAUUCUGCAGUGUGUAUGAUGUAAAAAAGUUAAUAAAAGUGCUACAUUAACAGGUUGUGUUAACAUAUGCAGUGUUUCAAAUACCAUGUUGGAGUUUGUAAUGUGUUGGCACUGUCCUAUUGAUCAAGGCAUCUUUCUCAAAUGGUGUUGCAAUGUUUUGAAUGUAUGUAAUGUUUUUUGAAUUAUGCGAGGAAGGCUUUGUGUUUUCUUCAUAUUUCUGAUGUUACUUCCUCCCUAGGUAUAAUCGCUGUCUCCACAUUUGUAGAUCAUAGAUAUUUCAUUCUUUUUAAAUAUAUUUUCUUGCACCUCAAGUAGAACAAUACAUUUAUCACUCCUUUGUUCUAUUUUCACAAUAGGCAGGGUUUUGUAUUUGCUACAGAAGCUAUUAAGCAUUGUUAAGAGUUACAGUAAACCUUUCAUUUCUACUCUAUACUUUAGUCCCAGAGCCUUUUGGAGGAGCAAUUAUCAUUGGUCAGGAAUCCAUUACCUACCACAAUGGGGAAAAAUACCUUGCAAUAGCCCCUCCAAUUAUCAAGGUAAGCGCAUUCAAUAUCCUAAUUUAUUGUGAUGGAUUAAGAUGAAUAUUGCACAUUACAUUUUGUAUAAAAUACACUGUGAUUUGCGUUUGUAGAAUUAAUAUUUACAGACCCUUCCUUUUCAAUCAGCAAAGUACCAUUGUUUGCCAUAACCGGGUUGAUGUGAAUGGGUCACGUUAUCUGCUGGGGGACAUCGAGGGCCGGCUAUUCAUGCUUUUGUUGGAGAAAGAGGAGCAGAUGGAUGGGACCGUUACUCUGAAAGAUCUUCGAGUAGAGCUGCUUGGGGAGGUAAGAGAUGAAGGCCCUGUACUUUUUACUUCCCUUGGUGCAAUUGAGGAUGGGUGGAUUCCCAUUAUUUCUGCAAAAAUAAUCUGGUUAAUCUUUUAGUAAUAUAUUUAUAUUGUCUCUAUCUCUCUCAGACUUCCAUCUCUGAAUGUCUAACAUACCUUGAUAAUGGAGUAGUGUUUGUGGGUUCAAGGCUUGGAGACUCUCAGCUAGUGAAGGUAACAAAUCAUGGAUACUCAUCAGGAGGGCUCUUCAGAAUAUCCGGUUUUUAUUUUAUUUUAGUUGUUUCUUCAUAACAGUCGUCGUUCUUUUCAUUUCAUCUGUGCUACUAUAACAAUAUAUCUCCUUUUCCUCCUUCCCCCUCUGUCCUUUCUGAAUUAUCACCUCAACCUCUACAAUACAUCUAGGAAAACCAUAAUAUUGAAGCUUUAUAAACACCACAUUGUAAUCUAUAUGUGUUCAUACAGCAUUUGUGUUGUUUAUCCAUAUAAUCUUGCCUUUGACAGAUUGCUAUAGGCACUGUGACUGCUUCAUCUCAUUGGGCUGGCUGUAAUAUAUGGAGUAUGCUGGCACCAUACUUCCUUAGAAUGUUAAACCAUUUUAAUAUUUUAAUUCUAUAGACAAGUCCCCAGCAGCAGUCCCCUCUGUGCUGCUCAGGGUAAUUAGGGAGCAUUAGCCUGAACAACAAUGUGUCUGUGACUGGUUAAUAAUAAUCAAGGUGAUAGCAUUCCGCCUAUCACAGCGCCCAUUGCAGUUAUGAAUCGAUAUGGCUACAAGGAAAUGUGUAAUCUCUGCAUUAGCCUUAGCAGCAAUGUGUGUCUGUGACUGGUUAAUAAUCCAGGGGAUUGCAUUCCGCCUAUCACAGCACCCACUCCAGGUAUGAAUCGAUAUGGCUACAAGGAAAUGUGUAAUCUGCAUUAGCACCGCCUCCAGCGGGGGCUGGCUGUGGGUAACCAGGAACCCUUAUUUGGUGUUAAAUUGCUCGUAAAUGGUUUAACAAUGAAUGCUGACUCAGGGGACUCCAGGCACUAUAACCAAUUCAGUGAGAUGAUAUGGAUCUAGUGCCUUCAGUAUCUCUUUAAUGGCAGCUAUGCGAAGUGUCAUUCUGGGAUUGAGCCAUUAUUGUUGCAGGCUGUGCAUGUUCAUCAGAAUAAAACUAAAGACAAACUUUAGUUAAGUAAAUUCUAUAAUGCUGUACAUGUACUAUUAGUGUUGCCUGUAGCGUCUAUAGAAUUGUAAUACAUGUCUGUAGCUGACGUCAUUAAUACUGGUCUAAUUUGAACAUUUUAUGUUUCCUGUAAAUGUACAUUUUGCACAUUGUAAUGUAGUAGUUCCAUAUUUCCGUCUUUCUUUUGUUCCUUCCUUUCUUUCCAUUGCUCUCUUUUUGUUUCACAUAAUAGUAUUACAUUUCCUUCCUCUUCCUCUGCAGCUUACUGCUGAAAGCAAUGAACAGGGAUCCUAUGUGAUGGCUAUGGAAACCUUCACUAACCUGGGCCCCAUUGUAGACAUGUGUGUGGUGGAUCUGGAAAGACAGGGGCAAGGGCAGGUGUGGUAAAUCUUAUUAAUUUACAAUUUUCUGCAUAGUCUCCCAUGCAGGCUUCACCAACUUUCUUCUCCCACCUCUUUCACAGCUGGUGACCUGUUCUGGGGCAUUUAAGGAGGGUUCUCUACGAAUCAUUAGGAAUGGCAUUGGAAUCCAUGAGCAUGCCAGCAUUGACUUGCCAGGCAUUAAAGGUGAUUUGAAAAUAGACGUCAGUUGUGGGGGACAGAAAGAUGAAUACUCCAAAUUAUGGGAUUAAGGAAUAGUCCUAAUGUAAUGAACCAUUUGGAUUAAAUAGGAGAUUGCUUAAUAUGUUCUGGAAUAUUUUUUUAAAGCUAUCAUUAAUAGUUCGAUCAGUUUAAGGAACCCUCUGAGCACCAUAACAACUUUCUAAAAAUCUCUAACCCGGAAAGCUCUUGCAGAAUCAGGCAGUGGCGGAGCUGACACUGACUCAUAAAACUGACCCAAAAAGAAACGUAACUCUUUUAAGCCAAUUUUGAUAAUGGGUAUUCACAGACUGGCUGAGAGCAUCAGCUGACUGUUCUCAGAUGAUCAGCAGUGCUGCCCUCCGAUUCUGUAAGAUCUUUCCGUUUAGAGAUUUUAGAAAACAAAAGGGCAGAGAGGCCAGGAGAUUUACAGCCGGAAAAAAGACUUUGAGGUUAAAACAUUCGAGAAUGGUUUAACCUCUUAAAGGACCACUAUAGUGACAGGAAAACAUACUCGUUUUCCUGGCACUAUAGUGCCCUGAGGGUGCCCCCACCCUCAGGGUCCCCCUCCCGCCCGGCUCUGGAAGGGGGAAAUGGGUAAAAACUUACCUUUUUCCAGCACUGGGCGGAGAGCUCUCCUCCUCCGUUCCUCCUCCUGGGCUGAAUGCGCACGCGCGGCAAGAGCUGCGCGCGCAUUCAGCCCGUCGCAUAGGAAAGCAUUUACAAUGCUUUCCUAUGGACGCUUGCGUGCUCUCACUGUGAAAAAUCAAUGAGACAGCCACUAGAGGAUUAGGGGGAAGGCUUAACCCAUUAAGCUGAAGUGGUCUGGGUGCCUAGAGUGGUCCUUUAAGGUGAGCCAGGGACAUCCUGGCAGAUAACAUCAUUUUGUUGAUGUUGUUAGGGUGUCUAAACUGUUCCUUUAAUGUUUAUCAUUAGUUUUCCAUGUAACUGUCUUUAUUUACCAGGUCUCUGGCCUCUACGAGUGGCAGCCAACCGUGAGACAGAUGACACUCUUGUUUUGUCGUUUGUUGGACAGACUAGGUCAGUACAUUUUACCAUUUUUUAAAUGCCUGUAACUGUCCCUGUCACUUCAUAUGCUGACGGUCUCUCAUUUGCAGAGUCCUGACGCUUUCAGGGGAAGAAGUGGAAGAGACAGACCUUGCUGGUUUUGUAGAUGAUCAACAGACAUUUUUCUGUGGAAAUGUGGCCCAUCAGCAGCUCAUUCAGGUAAUCCGGAAUAUUUAAGGCCUUUCUUGCACUGAACAGUUGUGCUCACUUGUGACUUUACCUUCCAAUUCCAGCCAUUUCCCAGUCACCUGUGUAUUGGGAUUAUAUUCUAAACUCAUGCACAUAUUUCCCUUUUUACAUUCAUGAUGAAGCAGGGAUAAACAUAUAUUAAUAUUAAUUGGCCCUGGAAUAUCAGGUAAUGUGAUUAAAUAUGUGCAUAUAGAGCAGGAAGUAUAAAUAUAGGUUUAUGCAUUUUAAAUAAUAUGUAAUGCCCUUAGCCACUGGUUUUCUUUUUGAAAAAUUACUAAGGGCAUGGUUCUAUCUAUUCACAUUUUCAUGCUUCUGCACUUUCUCUUUUCACAGAUCACCUCAGCCUCCGUAAGACUCGUAUCCCAGGACCCUCAAAGCUUAGUGAGUGAGUGGAAAGAGCCACAAGGCCGAAAGGUCAGCGUCUGCUCCUGCAACAGCCGCCAGGUGCUACUUGCUGUGGGGAGAGUACUCUAUUACCUGGAAAUUCACCCUGGGGAGCUGAGACAGAUGGGGUAAUUGUAUACUGCUGAAUUUGAAGAUAAAUGGUGAUUGCUUUCAGUGGUAUGAUUUUAUACAUAUUGAUAAAUAAUGGUUGUCACCAUAGUAAAUGAGUAUAUCGUUACUUGUUAAUGUUAUGAACCUGUUAUAUGUCACAGCUGCACUGAGAUGGAACAUGAAGUUGCCUGUUUAGAUGUCACCCCACUGGCAGGCGGCGAUGCCCUGUCUACUUUGUGCGCCAUUGGCCUCUGGACUGAUAUAUCUGCACGAAUCCUGAGCCUUCCAAGCUUCCAGCUGCUGCAUAAGGAGAUGCUGGGUGGAGGUAAUGCUUGUUUCUGCAGGCUGAGGUCUUCAUCCUCAGAAAAGUUAAAUAAAGAAUAAUGAGCUGUAUUUUAAUGAUUGUUCCUCUUUUUUCUUUCUCUCUCUAAAUUACUUUCUUCUUUUAGAGAUCAUCCCUCGUUCUAUCCUUAUGACGUCAUUUGAGAGCAGUCACUACCUGCUGUGUGCGCUCGGAGAUGGUGCUCUCUUCUAUUUUGGUCUCAAUACAGAAACAGGUGAGUGUGGCAGUAUGAAGGGUUAUGUUAUAUUUUACAGUGACAUACAUUUAUUAAUCUCCACUUGGAAUUGCAUACUCUACCUUCAUUUGUAAUUAUUUCUAAGCUAAUUUAAAGGAUUGAAGAAGAUCUUGCCAAUUUAAUAAAUCACUUGAAAUGCAGAAAAUCUCACUAUUUAGAAACUUUCUAAACCAGUUCUCUUAUUUCACAUUUUUAUUGAAGUACUUUAGAAUAGUAAGGGCAAAGGUUGUUGUUUCCUCUUUGCUCUCAUGUUGCACCUGUUAGAGACUUACAAGUGUCUCGUUGCAGUAGGGCCAUGUUUGUGGAUUUUGCGUGACAGUGUCUUUGCUUUAGAGUUUGUAUUUUUUCCUUGUGCAGGUCUUCUAAGUGACAGAAAGAAGGUGACUCUGGGAACACAACCCACUGUGCUUAGGACGUUUCGCUCUCUGUCCACAACCAAUGUUUUUGCCUGUUCUGAUCGACCCACAGUUAUCUACAGCAGCAACCACAAGCUGGUCUUCUCCAAUGUUAACCUGAAAGAGGUCAAUUAUAUGUGUCCAUUAAACUCUGAGGGUUACCCAGACAGGUGAGCCAUGAUUUGGAUUUGGUUAGGUGCAUUUGAACCCCUUCAGUUGUGUUAUAGAUUGCAAAAGAAAUAGUUUAUCCUUUCAUCACACAAUUUAUUUAUUGAUUUUAAUCUUUUUAUUUGUAUUAUUUAUGGAUUUUGGCAAACUUAAUUUUGACUCCUCCUUUUAACUGACUACUCUUUAUAAACAUGUAGCAGUAAAGCAAGGGUUGCAUAAAGAUCUUGGCAAAUCACACAAAAAUAUAAUUCAAAUGUAAAUUCAGAUUGGUUAUACUUGUUUCUCAUUGCAACUGGUCCAAUCUUCGAUACUCUUACAUGUAAAUCUCUGAACCUAUAGUAAUGCCAAGUUUAGCUUUACUUGGAAAAAAUGUUCUACUUUGUAGAAAAUAGUGGAGGCUUGGCAGACCGGACUCAGGAUCUUUAUCAAUGGACUGUGAAAGGGUAGAAGAUACAAAAUUUGUUGUAGUUAAACAGAAAGCAGCUGCAUCGGUGAGAAUGCUCUUUAUUAGUUAAUGGGUUUCUCCAAGCCAGAGUUGGAGUUACAUCAUUGGGCUGUCAUUAGCCAGCUCAGAACUCGACCCAGAAAGUCUUCCAGUUUAGGGACUGAAAUGUUGACAUGCACAGUAAUGCAGAAUUUUGGAAAUUUAUACCAAGUGCGACAUUUCAACUAUACCUGUACAAGCUGGCUGUAGUAUUAGGCUUCAUGAUGUCAAUGACCUGUUCAUACGGUCAUUAUUUUUUUAUUUAUUUUUUUGAGGUCAUUUUGUGAAAUCAGCAAGGCGUACAAUGUAUCCCGAAACAAAAUGGCAAAGUGAUUUGUAAAUUGCGUGAAGUUGAUCAAUGUCAGUGACUUAUUCAGGACCGAAUAAAGAGUAAUGCAGCGGAUGGGAAAAGAGCCUUGUUUUAUUCCACCAAACGUAUUGCAGCAUUGAGUAAAUGCCUUUUUAGCCAGUGUUUAUAUUUCACUGAAGGUUUAGAAGAAAGGAGAAGACAACAUAUCUUUCCAGUAUUGCUAUAUAACACAUUACACAUCAGAUAGAAGAUCCUAAAGCUGAACAGUCUGCAAUGUAAGUUUUAUGUUUGUGUAAUUGUUACAUUUUAUUUUAAUGUAUAUUGUUUUCUCCACCCUGCUAUCUGACACAGCUUGGCUUUAGCAAAUAACAGCACCUUAACUAUUGGAACAAUUGAUGAAAUCCAGAAGCUUCACAUCCGCACAGUGCCGCUUUUCGAGUCCCCAAGGUAUGCAUCGGGGAAUAGCGAGUGUCCUAUAGGGGGGUGUUCCUGGCGUUGGUGUUUCUUAAAUCCGUCCUCAGGGACCACUCGCAGUCCUGACUUCAAAGAUUAUUAACUUGGGGUCCAGUAUGGAUUUUAAUUAAACUUGGACCACUGCUGGUUCUGGGCUGGUUUGAGAGACACCAGAAACAAGAAAUCAUAUUCAAGAUUUGACUUGUGUUUUUACUGCAGGAAAAUCUGCUACCAGGAAGUUUCCCAGUGCUUUGGAGUGCUGUCCAGCCGUACGGAGGUACAAGAUGCAAGUGGAGGUAGCUCUCCUCUGCGGCCUAGUGCCAGCACACAGGUUCGUUUUUCAAACCUUUUUAAUCGGCCAUUAAAGUAGUGGGUGCAAUGAUGUCUCAAACAUUUACUUUCCCUUUAAUGUGAGCAAACCAACAGCAUUAUUUUUAUGUUGCCUAUUACUCCAUUCGGUUCUGUGUUGAUGGCUCUUUCCCUUCGUAUUUAACAGGCACUUUCUAGUAGUGUGAGCUGCAGUAAGUUGUUCUCUGGGAGCACAUCUCCCCAUGAAACAUCAUUUGGUGAAGAAGUUGAAGUUCACAAUCUGCUCAUCAUUGAUCAGCACACGUUUGAGGGUAAUUGGGAACAAAGUUAAAUUGUUGUAAUUUGUGGAAGGUAGAUUGGCAGAUUUUAAGCAGCGUUCCUAUAACCAGUAAAAUGUUUCAUUUAGGACUGGUUGUGAGAAAUGUAUUUUAGAAUGCUAAAUUCACAUAAAGCAUGACUCUGAACACAGGGCUGUCUCCAGACACUGUGACUCCAUUACUCUCCUAACACAGUGACCCUGAACAAUGGGGCUCUGUCUUAAGGUAUACAAAGAACCUCAACAUGGGGUUUUCACUCCAGACACAGUCACUGGAUCUUUGUGCAACCCAGAAGCUAAAUGAAAACUAGCCAUGAGUGCAAUUUUCCCCAUAAAAAAAAUAAAUCAAAUGUGUUUACCUUUUUUAGCAUUGUAUGCCAGACAGCCAUUGCAUAAUCUGGCAUUCAGUGUAUUAGUAAAAUGUACAGUACACUUUUUUUAUUUUUCAAUUUUUUUUAUUUAUUUAUUUUUUACAUUUGGGCAGUGGAGUGUCCCUUUAAGUUAAAUAUAAUAUGCAUGCAUGGAACCUCUUUGGAAGAUGUUGGUUCCAGUUCCCAGAAGUGCAUCAAGACAAGUGUGUUUAAAAUCUAACUGCACAGUACAAAAACUCAUACAAAUGGGGCUGUCUCUGCUGCUUCAAUGUAGAAAAAUUAUUGGGCCAUCUCUGGUGGGAUCCCGUGACCCAGAAUAGGGAAGCUAAAGGUGAUUCAGAAAACCAGAGCAAUGUUGCUGACUCCUGACACAGUAACUCUGUUCAGUGGGGCACUUCUGACAAACUGUGACCCUAGAAAUUGCUGGGUUUUAUUCCUGGUGUUUUACAGUCUACUUUCUGGACGUCUUACAUCACAGGGAAUGUUACUGUGUAUAGUGCAGUAUCGGCUUUGUGGAAUCUUGGUUAUUUUUUUCAAUCUCAUUCUCUGUCAAUUGCUCUUUUAUUUCUUCUCAGUCUUGCACACACAUCAGUUCCUGCAGAAUGAAUACACUCUGAGUUUGGUGUCCUGCAAGCUCGGGAAGGAUCCAAACACAUACUUUCUGGUGGGAACGGCCAUGGUUUACCCAGAUGAGGCAGAGCCAAAACAAGGAAGAAUUGUAGUAUUCCAGUACUGUGAUGGUAAGUGUGAUCAGGAGAGAUCCAAAGGAAAAUGUUUACAGGAUUUAGUGCACAAAUUUUAAAUACUUUUAUAGAUUCUUAUGCAUCACUUACCAUGGUGUAGGUAAAUGUGUAUGGACUCAUAUAUCACACUUUGUCAUUCUCUUUUAGAUUGUAAGUGUUUGGAUUGGGUAUUUAAACCCCACUGUGUCAGUCUGUUUUCUAUGUCCUACAUUCAUUAUUAUAGUAUUUGCUCACUGAGUACUGCAGAUGUAGCUUAUCUCCAAAUUUAGGGUUUGCAUACCCUAUGCCCUCUGUAAACAUAUGGUGUUUUAGAACUAGAAGACAGAAUGGGCAACUUGCAUGCCUACUUUAAACAUUAAACCUACAACCCCUUUGUUUAUCACAUCACCAAACUGGCCUGGAGUAUGAAUAUUCCUUUUACAUGUGAGGUCAGGUUGGUAUUACCGUGGUGACAUUUUGUUUUUGUACUGUCUCUUCCAUAAUUUACACAAUCGUUUAUGCAAAUAGUCUUUUUCCACCUUAAAUACUAUGGCCAUAAUAAGUAACUGUACAUAUCCCAUUCAGGUAAGCUGCAGACUGUGGCUGAGAAAGAAGUUAAGGGAGCAGUGUACUCUAUGGUAGAGUUUAACGGGAAACUGCUGGCCAGCAUCAACAGUACGGUAAGCUUGUGGAGUACAAGUGGGAUGGAAAAUAGGGGCUUCUGCAAGCCAUCUGUAAUAUUUCUUUUUUUGUGUACAGGUGCGACUGUACGAAUGGACGGCUGAAAAAGAGCUGCGUACAGAAUGCAAUCACUACAACAAUAUCAUGGCGCUCUAUCUGAAAACUAAGGGUGACUUCAUUUUGGUGGGAGACCUGAUGCGCUCUGUGUUGCUGCUUGCGUAUAAGCCAAUGGAAGGAAAUUUUGAAGAGGUAGGAAGUGUGAGGAAUCUGAGACAUAAACUGAUUGUAUUGCUGCAGUUCAGUAAAACGUAGCGAAUAACUGUUGGAACAUUACAGAGAAUAGAACCAGGACAUAAUUAAAUUGUUUACUUCCCAUUGAGCUUUGUUUAAUUAUUAUAACAUGUAUAUGCCCUGAUAUUUCUUGAUUAAUGAUGAUACUGAAUCUAACUGCAGAUUGCACGAGAUUUCAACCCAAACUGGAUGAGUGCCGUGGAGAUUUUAGAUGAUGAUAACUUCCUGGGAGCUGAAAAUGCAUUUAAUUUAUUUGUAUGUCAGAAAGACAGGUAAUAAUUGUGGGUCAUUCUGGGGGUUUGCAUUGCAGCUUUUCAAUUUACCACCCACCCACUGAAUCCUUUUUCGAUUAGUGCUUAAAGGGCUCUUUUACUUUUAAAAUGUCUGCAUCACAUUAUGGUCUGCUAUCUUGAAAUUCUGAAAGCAUUGUUUAAAGGAACACUAAAGUCACCAGAGAAUAUGCAGUGUUUACAUCACUGCCUAGUAACACCUCCAGUGGCAGUCACUCAGAAAGCCACUAGAGGUACUUCCUAUUUCAGUGCUGCUUUUAUCUCCAAUCUAAGGCCGGGACCUGAACAUCUAGUCCAACACUACAGUGUUCCUUUAAAUAUCUUUGAAUAAGUGAUGCUUUCUUCUAUCUUACAGUGGGUUGCUAUGUCUGGAGCAAUAUUUAUUAUAUCAUUGAAGUUAAAAUCUGUUACAAGUGAAAAAUAAAUGACAUUUUUGUAUUGUGAUAAUUAUGGUCUUAAAAAUAGCUCAGUUUUGCAUCGAUUACAAUCUCUUUUGUGUAGAUGCAAAAAUUAUUUGUAAAGACUGGAUACUCCGAUAUAAAAAGAUUAUAAUUUAUAUGUGUUGAAGGAGAUUAUUAACGGUGUUUUCAUUUUUUCCUCCCAUUACAAAAAUCUUGUUUAGUGCUGCUACGACAGAUGAGGAGCGCCAACACCUGCAGGAGGUUGGACUCUUCCACUUGGGUGAAUUUGUGAACGUUUUCUGCCAUGGAUCCCUAGUGAUGCAAAAUAUUGGGGAGACCUCUCCCCCUACCCAGGGUUCAGUUCUCUUUGGGACUGUUAACGGCAUGAUUGGUGAGACCAUCAAGAAGAUUUCAGGUUUCCUUUAUUUUUAUUCUUUUAUGUUUUCAGAUAUUCCUAGCUAACUGUGUUUUUACUUUUAGGCCUUGUGACUUCGGUCUCCGAGAGCUGGUACAACCUCCUCCUAGAUGUACAGAACAGACUUAACAAAGUUAUCAAAAGUGUUGGCAAAAUAGAACACUCUUUAUAUCCUUUAAAUUAUGAGAGAUUACUAUAUAUCCAAACAGAACACAGAGUAACUAGGGAAACACUUAAAAGCGUUAAAGAAACAAUAUCUGAAAAACUCCAGGCAGUUAUGAUCAACUAAUAUAACAUUAUUCCAUCUUCUUAAAAUAUACCUCUGGUUUAUUCACUUAAUUGUGAAUUUUAACAUUUUGGCUACAACAGAUGAAAUCAUAAAAUAUCUGACUUUCUUCCAAUUUUGCUUUAAUGGCCUAAACUUUUAAAUCUUCUUUGAUUUCCCAGAAAUUCACACUUUAGUGCUGUUAUGGAUAAUCUGCAAAAAUGCUAACUCUAAUUAAGAGGUUAAUGUUUGACAUAGAAACUCUGACAGGGCAAGGCAUUCCACAUGCGAUCAGGAUAUAUCUACAUACAUACAUAUACCAUUUAAUACGUCUGAUAUUUUCUGUGUUUCCUGAUGAGUUGGCAAAUAGUGAGGUAUUUAAAUAAUUACUACUACUCUUGGCAGCUCGUCGCAGAGUAGAUUUAAUAUCAUAUUUUUCCUGUUAUAAGGAAGAAAGUAUUACAAUUAAUGUUAUUAAAAGGGUGUGUUUAAUAAGGGAUUAAAAAGCAGAUUAAUGCUUCUGAUAAUCUGGAACAGUGUUAAUGUUGAAUUACAUUAACACGUCUAUUGUUUACACUGUAGUCAGGUAAUACGAAUGAAUACUCUUAAUAUCAAGAGAGCCAGAGUCUUAAACACAAAUAUGUGUAAACAAAGCAACAUUAAACUAGUAUCGUACAAACAUCUUGUGCAUUUGAGUAGCUAAAAAAUGUUUUAAAUAUAUUUCUGGCUGAGGACAUUACUUGAAAAAAAGCAUCAUGCAGGACACCAGUAAUGUUACCCUAUCCCAAUCCCAUAUAUAUUCUAUCAUGCAGGAAACCAGUAAUGUUACUGCAGCCCAAUACCAUAUAUAUUCUAUCAUGCAGGACACCAGUAAUGUUACUGCAGCCCAAUACCAUAUAUAUUCUAUCAUGCAGGACACCAGUAAUGUUACUGCAGCCCAAUACCAUAUAUAUUCUAUCAUGCAGGACACCAGUAAUGUUACCCUAGCAGCCAAUACCAUACCAUAUAUAUUCUAUCAUGCAGGACACCAGUAAUGUUACUGCAGCCCAAUACCAUAUAUAUUCUAUCAUGCAGGACACCAGUAAUGUUACUGCAGCCCAAUACCAUAUAUAUUCUAUCAUGCAGGACACCAGUAAUGUUACCCUAGCCCAAUACCAUAUAUAUUCUAUCAUGCAGGACACCAGUAAUGUUACUGCAGCCCAAUACCAUAUAUAUUCUAUCAUGCAGGACACCAGUAAUGUUACUGCAGCCCAAUACCAUAUAUAUUCUAUCAUGCAGGACACCAGUAAUGUUACCCUAGCCCAAUACCAUAUAUAUUCUAUCAUGCAGGACACCAGUAAUGUUACUGCAGCCCAAUACCAUAUAUAUUCUAUCAUGCAGGACACCAGUAAUGUUACUGCAGCCCAAUACCAUAUAUAUUCUAUCAUGCAGGACAUCAGUAAUGUUACCCUAGCCCAAUACCAUAUAUAUUCUAUCAUGCAGGACACCAGUAAUGUUACCCUCGCCCAAUACCAUAUAUAUUCUAUCAUGCAGGACACCAGUAAUGUUACUGCAGCCCAAUACCAUAUAUAUUCUAUCAUGCAGGACACCAGUAAUGUUACUGCAAUCCAAUCCCAUAUAUAUUCUAUCAGCACACCUGACUGAAAGUAAAAUCUGGCGGUCCUAAUUAAAAAAAGUAUGGUCUUCCUGCUGUUUUUGAUAGUAAAAUGCUGCAUUCGAUGGCUUGAGGGAAAAUUAAUGGUGUCUAUUAGCUGACGUAUACUCCUGUAGUUGCUACCUUAACCUGUUAUGCCACCUGGAGGUCAUUUCACACAGAAAGAAAGACAGAAUCAGCCACUGGAUUUAUUGAUGGAGAUCUGAUUGAAAGUUUUCUAGACAUCAGCCGACCAAAGAUGCAAGAGGUGGUAGCAAAUCUACAGGUGAGAUUAAUACAGACGAUCGUCAUAAUUGAAUAUAUAAGUUUUAGGUUAUCCCAUAUUAAUAAUAGUGUAACUCUACCAUGCUAGUGUUAUGUAAGGAUUGUACAAAUCACUUCUCUCUACCCUGCAGAUUGAUGAUGGUAGUGGGAUGAAGAGAGAAACCACCGUUGACGACUUGAUAAAGAUAGUUGAAGAGUUGACAAGGAUUCACUGAUUUUCAGUUGCUUGCUACUCCUCCUGGCUUGGCCUUCCAAAACCUUAUACUGAGGGAAGCUACCUCCCUUACGGGACCUUUUGCCAAUGAGGCUGAUUGUAUUACUCACAGCCCAAAGGGACGGUGUUUUCUGCAUUGCUGACCUUCGGGCUCUCAAACCUCUUGCUUCCUGAAGGGGUCAAUGAAUUCUUAUCCCUCCCGCAAGCACUAAUGUAUGGUUGUACAAGUUACCCUUGCCAGACUCCCCUGCUGUCACCCUAUAGUCCUAACUGUAUUUUAUUUUUCCUUAAGAAAUAUUGUGAAAAGGUGGUCUCUAUAGGGGACUUUCUUUAUAGCAAGUGGGGGUGGUUUAUGACAUUGUAAAGCAUUCAGGGAUAAGGGCCACGUGAUUUGUAAUUGUGGUUUUUUUUCCCAGACCUCCCUUUAUAAAAGGGAAAUAGGAAACUUUUUUUUCUGAAGUUUUAGGAAAUAAAUUAGACUGGAAAUGAAAAUCCCAUAGCUUUUUACUGUCAGACUUUCUGGUGCAUAGGAAAAGCCCUGUGACAAUGGCGUGUCUACUUCCUGUAAUGUGAUGUUACAUUAUGUAUCGCCGACCGCAUAAUCUCUACAACAUGCACACUCGCAUCACCAAAUGUCCAUUAAAUAUUUGAGUUGUUUGGAGACCACCCUAGUAUUCACUAAAGUCAGUCGUGCUGCAAUAUCCCUUGGUUUUGCCCCUGAAUGAGCGGUCUUUACUUCAGAAGUUCAGCGCUUACAGAGUUCAAUAUUCAACAAAUCGUAGAUUUUAAAAAGGCGUUUGCUUUAGUUGUAGAGACUAAAGAUUACUUUCAAUUACUCUUUGGAAAUUGGGGGAAAUGCCCAACAAUACAAUCUUGAUUGCAUGGCAAUUUUCAGACUCUUACUCACUACCCCUGCAAAUAAAUCUGGCUCUGUGUCGUAAUAAAACAAAACUUACUCUAUCAAAAUAAAAUAUAUUGCGUCUCUUCACAAUGUAAGCAUCAAGGGUCAGAAUAGCCAUAAACUUCAAUAAAUAUGUGCAGUAUUUAUAUUAUGGAUUGUUAUAUAGUUUGGGGUUUUUAGAGUCUGGCCUAGAACCGGUGAAUAUUUAUCUCUAUCAAUAAGUACACCCGAGUUUUAGUAACGUUUUCCUUAAUCAAUUAUGAAGGGAAACUUACAUUUUCCACUGCCCAUGUUUAGUAUCCAAGCAGGAUUUUACUAUUUAAAUACAGUUUGUAACUUAGAAAGUUACAGAGAGCACAAAUUCACCUUCUAUUAUUUCCUUAAAGGGACACUCCAGGCACCCAGACCACUUCUGCCCAUUGGAGUGAUCUGGGUGCCAACUCCCACUACUCUUAACCCUGCAAUUGUAAUUAUUGCAGUUUUUUAUAAACUGCAAUAAUUACAUUGCAGGGUUAACUCCACCUCUAGUGGCUGUCUACUAGACAGUCAUUAGAGGGCACUUCCGUGUCCCUAGCAUACCGUGCUAGAGCGUCGCUGGACGUCCUCACGCUGUGCGAGGACAUCCAGUGUUGCUCAUUUUCCCAUUGAAAAACAUUUUCAAUGCUUUCCUAUGGGGAGCUCUAAAGUGCAUGCGCGGCAUUGCCGCCCCAGCCAGUGGGUGGGAUCAGUCUCACCCGCUGGCCAACGAAAUCACAGGGAGGAGCGGUGGUGGAGGAAGAAGCAGCGACGUGGGAUAUUGUUGCUGCCUUUGGUAAGUCACUGAAGGGGUUUUCACCCCUUCAGCAACCAGGGAUUGGGGGGUGGGAGGGAGAGGGGACCUGCAGUGCCAGGAAAAUGGAUUGUUUUCCUGGCACUGGAGUUUCCCUUUAAAUUCAUGGAUUUUUUUUUUUUUUUUUAGCAUACAUUUGAAAAUGUCCUAUUAAGGUCAAUUGUGAUUCAAUUCAAAUGGUUUUGAGCACCUAGGGCUUGUAAUUCUUGGUUGUCACUAAUAGGUAGGCUACAUAAAGCACAAUGUAAUUUAUAUAAAAUUCACCAGUAAGUGUUCACUUUGGCAUUCACAUCACUAUACAAUGUGAUUAGAAUAUUGAAGGUUAAAGCGAAUAUGUGACAUUCGAGAUUAAUGCACAACCGCACAACUAAAUGUUAGUAGCAGGCUGCACUAUUGUUUUUGUGAAAUAUUGUACCAUUCUUAUUUUUUAAUUUCUGUGACACAAAGUACAACUUGUAAAUUAACUUAAAGAUGUAGCGUUGUACAUGCAGGAGCAGAUGUAGGCCCAAGCUCGUGUGCAUUUAUACAGCAUUUCUUUGGUAAUAUUUGAGCAUGCACAAGGCAUGGGACAAAGUCGCCCUGAACAUGAAAGUGCAGCAGAAGUAAGUGCGUUUUAAAAUCCCUCCACUGCACCGUUCUCGCCACCUUCCCAAUAACUGUUGCAGUAGCAUUUAAUGGGGUGAGGGACUAAGGGACUGUUCUGCUUUAUGACUGCAAAUUCCAUUACCAGUAGGAUCAACUUUUAUUUUCUGAUUUUCAAUAAUAAUUCGUACCGUCGCUACAUUAUAUACCUCAAAACCAGCAAAUGACAAAUAUGCUUCCUUUCCUAGUAUUUUAUAGUCUUGCUUGCUUUGGGGUUUUUUUUGUUUUGUUUUUCUUCUUCAUCCACAUUAAUCUUUUAAAUAAAUAAAACAACUUCAAAAAUUCGGUCAGCAACUUAAAACCUUGUGAUACAUAGCUUGCAUCUUGCAGAGUGAGGCUCACAAACCUGAAUCCCUAACUGCAUCCAUACACCAAACAUCGUCAGAAAGUGGUCGUUAUUUGAUGAUUACCAUGUUACAACUGGAAUGAAACAAAAAUAAGACAGACUUUUUUUCAGACUUAAAUUGGUUGACAUUGAAGUCCUUAAAGGGACACUAUACUCACCAAAACUUUAGCUUAAUGAAGCAGUUUUAGUGUAUAGAUCAUACCCCUACAGUCUGACUGCUCAAUUCUCUCCCAUUUAGGAGUUAAAUCACUUUGUUUCUGUUUAUGCAGCCCUAGCCACACCUCCCCUGGCUGUGACUGACACAACCUGCAUGAAAUGGCUUAAUUUUCAAUAGCAUGUAACUUAUGCUUUUAUCUCCUGCUCUGUAAACUGAACUUGAAUUACAUAUAGGAGUCUCCUCUAGGGUCUAGCAAGCUAUUAACAGAGCAGGAUAUAUGAAAUUAAAGGAACACCAUAGUUACCAGAACAACUACAGCUUAAUGUACGGUGUACAGCUUAAUGCAGUUGUUCUGGUGCAUAUAAUUCCCUGCAGGCACUUACUAGGGCUGCAAAGUUAUUUAGCUCCUCAAUGGCAGACAUGAGCAUUGAGACUGCAGGCACGUGAUCUAUACCCCAAAACAGCUUCAUUAAGUGAACAACGUUUUAGUGACUAAAGCGUCUUUUCUUUUUGAAAUAACAACUGGGUGCUGAGAAAAAAUUGGGAUGCGUUUCAGCAAAACAGCCGUAUCAGGCCAAGGUUUAGUGAAUAAGCCCUCUGUACAUGUUAUGUGCAUUUCUGUUUGCUCGUACCUUAUUGAUCAAUUUCUGUGUGCAAACAAUACUCUAUAUCAGUGGUUUACAAACUUUUUAGGUUCAAGGCGCCCUAAGUCGAAACCAUUUUCUAUAUUGUAUAUAUGUACAGUGCUGCGGCAUAUACUGGGCCCCUAAUCUUGGGAGUAGCACUGGUAGAAUAUUUAAAGAAACAAUCCAGGCACAAGAACCAUUACAUUAUGUUGCAGUGGUUAUGGUGCCAGUAGUGCCCUCCCAGGGUAAGUAGUCAAACUGUUUAAGAACAGUUUGACAACUUACCUGGGGUCUGCUGGGAUAGGGUUUGUAGUGUGUGUGUAUUGGUGAGCUAUUGUGUGAUGUGGGGGUAGGAGGAC